GCCGCAGACCAACAGACGAGACGAGCGGAAGUGAAAGUAAAAGCGAGGCUUUUCCUGGUUCGGUCGGACGGCGGAGGGUUCCGACCUGCGCGUCCGAAGCGACAUGAGCUCCUUACAGUUCAGCAGCGUGUUACUGGACAUCUCGAACCAGCUGGCCCAGAAGCAGCUAGAGGAUAUGAAGUUCCUGUGCCGAGACUUUGUCGGGAAACGGGCGCUGGAGAACAUCACUAGCGGGAUUCAGCUGUUCCAGGUGCUGACGGAGCAAGGCCGACUGGGCGCCGACAAGACCGAGUUCCUGUCCAAGCUCCUCAAAGACAUUCACCGGAGCGACCUCUCGGACAAAUUGGACAACUUCGAGAGUGGGGCCGGAGUCAGCGACGGCCAGCCGGACGCGGCGGAGAGAGCCAAACUGGACAUCGCCACCGACGUGAUCGCAGAGAACCUGGGGAGGACCUGGCGCAAGUUGGGCCGCACUCUGGGUGUGACUGAUGUCAAGCUAGAGUCCAUCUCCAGGAGGCACACAGAUCUAGAGGAGACGGCCAGGGAGCUGCUGAAAGAGUGGAGGAAGAGCCGGGGAGCCAAGGCCCGAGCGUCAGAUCUGGUGGCGGCCCUGAGAGCCUGCAAGCUCAACCUGACUGCCGACAAGGUGGAGGACAGUCUUCCAACCCCCUGAUGUCGACGGCCCAUUUUACAGAUGAGACUGACGUGAACUCUGAGAGUGAAAUUAGAGCCGUGUUUAAACCUUGAAGAUUCUCUUCUUUUUUUUAUAAUCACCUUCUGAUCAAUAAAUCGACUUCCUGAACAUCAACAAACAUGGUAAUAGAGUAAUGUUUCAUAAACGGGGAGCUGAAAGGAUGAACGCAACGUGUUAUUAAUUGUAAUGCGUCACCAAAUGAUCAUUCAACAUGGGGACUUCUGCGGGUGAUGGUGGACGUAGGGCUUGGCAGCACAGUGGUAUGAACAGUUUAGGGGGGGGGUUACCAAAUUAAAGUGUAAAAUAAAUCAAUUGUGUAGAGACGUUUUUUUGUUUUCAAAUACAAAUGGCAGCAUCGCAAUUGGUCUAAAAUUACGUAAAAAAACCAUAAACUGUAUAUAAGAAGUGGAUGUAGUCAUGGUGACGUCACCUGUAGGUUUGUGAACCAUGUUUUUUCUUGAGUUUUUUGCAAGCGAUGAACAGAAGUUACCGUGUUUGGACUGUGUAGGAGUGAUAUAGAGACGCCGUAUACGGCUCUGGUACCGGCAGCGAAGUCUAGUAGUCUAUUUGACUCAAAAUGGACCAUCAUUUAAUACAUGUACAUCAUGCUGUAUUGAAGAAGACUUGAAACUAGAGAUUGAGACCAUAAACUAAUGUUUACAUUGUUUACUGAGAGAAGUAAAAAGUAGAGUCUAUACAAUCUGACCUCCUUUUGCAACUGGAGGUGUCGCCCCCUGCUGGUCAGCAGAGAGAAUGCCGGUUUUAAGACACUUCUGCUUCUGUUUAAUCAGCAGAACCUGAGGACAAUACAGGUAUACAGGGCUGUUCUUGGGUAGUGCAAUACCGGCUCUAAAAAGUCUGGUGAGUUUUAUAAGCAUCCAAUCACGUGACAUGUGGAUACAUAUGAUCAGUUAUUUAACUUUUGUGAAAUCUGCUUGCUUACUUUCUGGCAGAGUCACUUUUGUUUAAGUGAUCAAACAAACAAGACGCAGCGUGUUCAUUCGCAAGCUUUAAAGGUGCUGUUAGGCAGAGCCUGGUUAGCUCUUUGUGCUAAGCUAGGCUAAUCAGCUGCUGGCCGGCGCUUCAUAUUUUACACAUGUGCUCAUGUUCCAAAAUGAUGAAAUAUUUCUUUUAAGAUGUUUUUUUACUUUGAAUGAAAAUCAAAUGAGUAGAAAUGAAUCAUACCAGUACAAGGGAGAGUGGCUUUAUUUUAUGAUCAGAAGACAUUAAACUGUUGACAUUGAUUGUGUUAUGUGAUAUAUGAAAAUAAAAGUUAUAUUGAA
This is a messenger RNA of Cyclopterus lumpus (lumpfish), 1977 nucleotides long. It is a transcript of the gene fadd, whose product is annotated as Fas (tnfrsf6)-associated via death domain. NCBI's taxonomy places the organism in Eukaryota, Metazoa, Chordata, Actinopteri, Perciformes, Cyclopteridae. Gene Ontology annotation, molecular function: protein binding. The record is from RefSeq and is a predicted model, not a curated record. Gene Ontology annotation, biological process: regulation of apoptotic process; signal transduction. The transcript is spliced from 2 exons. Bases 104 to 673 code for a protein of 189 amino acids.